AUGAAAGUUGUGGUUGUCUGCUGGUUAUUGUAUAGUUUGGUAGUUGCGCGAACAGUAUGGAAGGAUCCAGAGUUGCGGGGUAAAACAAGUAAAUUAAAGGGCGAGCUAAGAGCUCAAUACAAGACCGGACUAAGUCUGUACUAUCCUUACAUGGACGACCAGAAUAGGUGUAUCUUUGGAGAUGCACUAGGAGAUGCCAUGGUAAUUUCACGAGGAAGACAAGUAGGAGUAAGUUUAUUGGCUAAUCGAGAAGGAUCAAGUGGAUACUUAGUAGCUAAAAAUGGGAUAUCCUUUACGAACUGGCGAGUCGAUGUUUCUUUGGUUUUGAACACUGGAAUUGAAGGGGUUGGGAUUUGGCUAGCACCUGGUCCAAUCAAGUCCGGCCAGUUAUUAGGAGGGGAUGAAGAGUUUACAGGACUUCUAGUUUACUUGAAUGCCGAGCAUGGUUCAUUAAAGAAAAGGACAAUGGGAGUAGCCACUCGUGAAAAUGGCCGACUCAGAACUUGGAUUACCGGUUCACUACCUGUGCCUUUAGAUGGUAUUAUUCGUUUAGAGAAGCGAGGAGACUCGCUAGAACUCUCAUGCGGAGACAGUACAAUGAAUCUAAGAAAAGUCGGGGUAAUGAACGUGCAUGAUACUCUGCCAUCUAAGGUAUACUUAGCCGUAUCUGCUCGAACUAGUUCUGGCCAAGGUGAUGUUACUGUUAAGGCCAUAGCCGUCUCUCAUUUAAUUGCACCGCGUGGUGUACCUGCCCAAGUUGAAGACUAUACGCCCCAAACUCGUUCUUCACUUGUUUGGUUAGUCUUCUUAGUUAUGAUGGCCGGAGUUGGCUACUAUCUUUACAGUCAGCAAAAAGGUAACGCAAGGAAGAACAAAAAGGUCCUAAGAUACUAA
Molecule: messenger RNA, 894 nt
Organism: Nematocida homosporus
Lineage: Eukaryota; Fungi; Microsporidia
Exons: 1
Coding region: 1-894 (297 amino acids)
Cellular component (GO): membrane
Source: RefSeq, a predicted model, not a curated record